AUGGCCACUAUCACCAUACUCCUCGAGCCCUCGGCAAUCUUCUCCUGUGCGCUCUUCGCCGCCACGUAUUCGCCAGCUGGCCUGGCAUUCAGCUUCUCCCCCUCCCUCCUCCAGUGGCUCGACUUCCUCCUCGCCCAUCUCUGCGCCAACAUCCCUCUCCUCCUGAGCAUCAUCGUAUGCGCCACGAUGAUGUAUCACCAUCACGUUCGCCUGCGUGCGUUGGAGCAGGCGCCUACAUCUCCUUCCACUACCGACUUCUUGCGGCUUCUGGGUGUUUUUCGGACAACCCUGCGCCUCCUCACCAUCGCUCAAUCCUCGAGCCAGGAGGCUCUCGACGACCUGCGCUCCGAUCUCCUCGGGCUGAUCACCCAGCUGGGAGACGACAUGACUGCAGUGGACACCGACGUCGCAGCCAUCACAACACACAUCAACAUCCUGCGCAACUGCCUGGCCGUCCUCGCCAACAAUCUCGAUCUCGCGCGGAGCAUCUUGGGCGCAGAUGUGCCGUGUGAUGAAGACGGGUUGGAGAUGGGCGAUGAGGUUGAGUUGUUUUGGGAUGCGUGUGAAGAAGACGAGGAUGAGGGUGGAGACGAGAUGAAAGAAGAGGGGAUUGAUGUGCAUGCCAGCGAUGAGAUGGUUGAGGGCUGGUUGGAGGAGUGUGAGUGGCCUGAGGAGUGCGAGGAUGCUUGA
Parastagonospora nodorum SN15 is the source of this 690-nucleotide messenger RNA. RefSeq lists its product as hypothetical. The coding region runs from base 1 to 690 and encodes 229 amino acids. The record is from RefSeq and is a predicted model, not a curated record. Lineage: Eukaryota; Fungi; Ascomycota; Dothideomycetes; Pleosporales; Phaeosphaeriaceae. The transcript has a single exon.